UUCUACUAUGAAUGAAUGAUUCUCACCCUACCCAUCACUAACAAACCCACUUUCUCUUCUGAGUCUUCCCUACACAGAACAAGGCACUAUUCUAUCUCUAACCUACCAAGCUAGAUCUGCCAAUGGAAGAUCUGAUCGCCCAGUUCAGCUUCCUCUCCAACCAUGCCCUGCAGGAUAAAAGCUUCGACCCCUCCACCAUCGAAGACCUGAUGAAGCUGUUCGAGAUCGAAGCCUACAAGUCAUGGGCUGCAGUGGAACUGGAGCAGCAACAAGAGGUGGAAGAAGCCGAGGCUUCCCUGCAAGAAGCUGAGGACUACAUGGACUCGGUGAUGGAGAGCGCCAUGGAUGAGUUCAGACGCUUCGAAGAGGAAAUGGAGAGGAUGUCGAAAUAUGAACUCGACAGCCUUGUCAAGACUGCUGAGACUGCAAGGAAGAUGGGCAAGUUCAUGGAGAAUGCAGCCACUCUUGCUUCCAAGAAGUAUAUUGAAGCUGCACUUAACUCUGCCACUGCUUCAAUGAAAUCUGCUUGGAAGGGAAUUUCAACUAACAAGGUUCACCCUUCUUAGUUUACAAGAAAUUUCUAAGGCCAUCAUGCUGGUUACUUUUAUCAAUUACAAUUGUAUUACUACCUAUAUUUGCCUAAUUUGCAUAUUAUAAGAACUGGGUUUUGGCAUCACUGUGGAUCCAGAUGAAUUGGCUUAAAAAAUAAUAAUAAUAAGAUACCCUUGAUUAAAGAUCA
Rosa chinensis is the source of this 739-nucleotide messenger RNA. RefSeq lists its product as uncharacterized. The coding region runs from base 123 to 566 and encodes 147 amino acids. The transcript has a single exon. Lineage: Eukaryota; Viridiplantae; Streptophyta; Magnoliopsida; Rosales; Rosaceae. The record is from RefSeq and is a predicted model, not a curated record.